GACAGCAUACAAAAGGACAUGACACAACCAAUGACUCAAGAUUAAGACGCCAUUGCAAGUCGAGCACUCGAAGCCAUUCUUUUAUUUGCCUAGUGCUUUGCUUAGAUGGGUAGUACAUGGCCGCGAGAUCGAGUGCCGAGAAAGGGACGUUGUUUUCGAUGUGAGGACGGGGACAAGAAUGGAUAAUCACCCAAGGAAACGAAUAAAUGCCGAAGGAAAACCGGCAUCUUUGGCCUCGACAAUAAUGCUCGGAGCGACCGCCUGCCAAUCGCUUCACGUCGUCAUUCAUCACUAGGCGGAAUUAGCCUCGUUUCCAGAAUGUACCCAAUCGUCCCUCGCAAAAGCAUGUUGCCAAAAUUCUCUAUGGCAAGGACAAGGGAGAAUAUACCAAAGCAAGCACUUAUCCUGAUCGUUAUAAAGGCCCCUCUAGCUCCUCUCUGACAAUUGCAAGUGUUUUCCUGUUCUAGGAGCUCGCAAAAUUUCUAGCUAUGGAGUUCAGCAUCCUGGCGAUGUUGGUGCUUCUGGUCGUGUUUGUAGUCUCAGCAUUUUUUCUUCAAUCAUGGAAAUCACCAAAAGCAAUGGAGGACAUCCCAGGAACCUUGGGUUGGCCGAUUGUCGGCGAAAGCUUCUCCUUCAUAUCCGAUUUCUCGAGUCCAUCUGGUAUUUACAGCUUCAUGAAGAAGAGACAAGAAAGGUAUGGGAAGGUGUUCAAGUCCUUUGUCUUGGGAAGGUUCACCGUCUUCAUGACCGGGAGAGAAGCGAGCAAGAUUCUAUUGACGGGCAAAGACGGGAUGGUGAGUUUGAACCUCUUCUACACCGGGCAGCAGGUUCUCGGCCCCACAAGUCUUCUCCAGACGAAUGGGGAAGAGCACAAGCGGCUUCGGCGGCUCAUUGCGGAACCGCUUUCCAUCGAUGGCAUGAAGAAGUACUUCCAGUUCAUCAACGCCCAAGCUAUAGAAACAUUAGAUCAGUGGCAGGGACGAAAAAUUUUGAUUCUUGAGGAGGUUUCUACAUUCACUCUCAAGGUAAUUGGCCACAUGAUCAUGAGCUUAGAACCUAAAGGCGAAGAGCAGGAGAAGUUCCGAUCCAAUUUCAAGAUAAUGUCCUCCUCAUUUGCGUCCUUGCCGUUUAAAGUGCCAGGAACUGCAUUUCAUCGUGGACUUCAGGCUCGAGAAAGGAUCGAUAGCAUGUUGGACAGCGUCAUUUCUAGGAGGAGAGAAGGACAAGGCUUCCAAAAUGAUUUCCUGGAGUCCCUGAUAAUCAAGCACAGCAAAGCAGAAGACGGGGAAGCCAACAAAGAGAAGCUAACCGACAAGCAAAUGAAGGACAAUGUACUAACUCUUCUGGUUGCUGGUCAUGACACCACCACUGCUGCUCUGACUUGGCUCAUCAAAUUUCUCGGAGAGAACCCUCAAGUUCUGCAACGUCUCAGGGAAGAACAUAUGGAAAUUCAAGGGAGAGGCAAGGGCGGAGCGAAUCUAUCUUGGAGUGAAGUUAAUAACAUGCCUUACACCGCUAAAGUAAUAAGUGAAACUCUAAGGAGAGCCACAGUAUUACCUUGGUUCUCAAGGAAAGCUGCUCAGGAUUUUGAGAUUGAUGGAUAUAAGAUCAAGAAAGGUUGGUCAGUGAACCUGGAUGUUGUUUCUAUUCACCAUGACCCUGAAGUUUUCCCUCAGCCAGAAGUUUUUAACCCUUCCAGAUUUGAUGAACAUUUGAAACCUUUCAGCUUCCUUGGAUUUGGUAGUGGACCACGUAUGUGCCCCGGGAUCAAUCUGGCAAAGAUGGAGAUCUCCAUUUUCAUUCAUCACUUAGCCUGCAGAUACAAGUGGACUCCUCUGGAGAGAGAUGACUCAGUCCAGCCUACCCUAGUAAGGAUGCCCAAGAACAAGUAUCCAGUUCUCAUUGAGCCGCUGUAGAUGUAUUUGUUGCUUCACCUGGAAAUAUGGCACAGAGCCAUAGUAGCCGAGGAAAAGGAGCGGCAUGGACUGAUUGUCAAUGCAAUACCAAUAUUCUAGAAUAUGAGAAAUAAGAAUGUAUGAAGCAGUUUUCGUUCUUCUUGAGUUGGUGAGAAAUAAGAAUGUAUGAAGCAGUUUUCGUUCUUCUUGAGUUAGUCUAUUUCUUCCUGAAUAACUAUCCUUUGGCUACAAUCCAAUUACUCUGUUCCAGUCAAUCAAACCAACAAAUGCAACUCCAACCAUCUUGAUUGCAGAGAGUGGAAAAAUAAGUAAAGAUUG
This is a messenger RNA of Rhodamnia argentea, 2234 nucleotides long. Its product is annotated as abscisic acid 8'-hydroxylase 3-like. The transcript is spliced from 10 exons. Lineage: Eukaryota; Viridiplantae; Streptophyta; Magnoliopsida; Myrtales; Myrtaceae. The record is from RefSeq and is a predicted model, not a curated record. The coding region runs from base 489 to 1916 and encodes 475 amino acids. Gene Ontology annotation, molecular function: heme binding; oxidoreductase activity, acting on paired donors, with incorporation or reduction of molecular oxygen; monooxygenase activity. Gene Ontology annotation, biological process: brassinosteroid biosynthetic process; sterol metabolic process; multicellular organism development.